Molecule: messenger RNA, 2170 nt
Organism: Scleropages formosus (Asian bonytongue)
Lineage: Eukaryota; Metazoa; Chordata; Actinopteri; Osteoglossiformes; Osteoglossidae
Gene: antxr1d
Product: ANTXR cell adhesion molecule 1d
Exons: 18
Coding region: 136-1860 (574 amino acids)
Cellular component (GO): cell surface; plasma membrane
Molecular function (GO): transmembrane signaling receptor activity
Source: RefSeq, a predicted model, not a curated record
GUCUGUCGUUCACGUGCGGCGCCUCCUCAAGACAUCAGGCGAGCGAGAAAAAAAAAAAAAAAAAAGUCUAGACUUCUGGGAGAAUGUGAACCACAACUCUCGUUGUUGUUGUCCUCGAUUAUAUAAUUGGGAAAGAUGGCGAGUUUUCUUAUGAACAGGUCGGCUGUUUUGCUCGGAUUUCUGCUGUGCGCGAUCGGCUGCGUCAAAGCGCAGCCCGCGGGGGACGCGGAGGACACAAGGGGGUCCUGCCAAGGUGCCUUCGACUUAUACUUCGUCCUCGACAAGUCUGGCAGUGUUAGAUACCAUUGGACAGAAAUCUACUCCUUUGUGGAACAGCUGGCCAUGAAGUUCAUUAGCCCAAUGCUGAGAAUGUCCUUCAUUGUUUUCUCUUCGGAGGGAAUGACAGUCAUGAGACUUACUGAAAACAGGACUGACAUAAGGAAAGGGCUGGACUUUCUGAAGAGAGAAGUGCCAGGAGGAGACACCAAUAUGCAUCUCGGGCUGCAAAGGGCAAGUGAGCAAAUUUAUCAGGAAAACCACGGGAUGGCGAGUGUUAUCAUUACAUUGACGGAUGGGGAACUAAAUGAACAGCAGUUCACCAUGGCACAGCGAGAGGCAGAGAGGGCGCGCUCCUUUGGUGCCAUGGUGUACUGUGUAGGAGUGAAAGACUUUAAAGAGACACAGCUAGCCACUAUCGCCGACUCCAUCGAGCAUGUUUUUCCAGUGAAGAGUGGAUUCCAAGCCCUGAGGGGGAUCAUUGACUCGAUCAUCAAGAAAUCCUGCAUUGAGAUUCUAGCAGCUGAACCAGGAAGUGUCUGUGCAGGAGAGUCCUUCCAGGUGGUGGUGCGAGGGAAUGGGUUCUUACAUGCCAGGAAUAUCAACCAGGUCAUGUGUAGCUUUAAAGUGAAUGACACCACAAUAAUCAAUGAGAGACCUACAGGUAUUGAAGAUACAUACUUACUCUGCCCUGCACCAGUGAUACAGGAAGCUGGGAAGGUUGUCUAUCUGCAAGUCAGCAUGAAUGGAGGUCUUAGCUACAUCACAAGCUCAGUGCACAUUACCAGCACUGCAUGCUCUGAUGGCACCAUCCUCCUAAUCAGCUUACUAGUUAUCCUCCCGUUGUUGGCCCUCCUGCUGACGUGGUGGUUCUGGCCACUGUGCUGCACUGUGGUUGUCAAGGAUCCCCCUCCUCCCCCUCCUCUAAUACCACAGUCUGACGAUGAGGCUGGAACACCAAGGAAGAAGUGGCCUACAGUGGAUGCUUCCUACUACGGAGGGCGAGGAGUUGGAGGCAUCAAAAGGAUGGAGGUUCACUGGGGAGAAAAGGGAUCUACGGAGGAGGGGGCCAAACUAGAAAAACCUAAGAAUGCUGUGGUCACAUUGCCUGAGGAGGAGUUUGAGCUGUAUAGUCCUAAGAUCCAGCUCCAGUCCAACCAGAGUCCCACUCAGCAGAGGAAGUGGUACACAUCUAUCCAGGGCAAGCUGGAUGCUCUCUGGGGUUUAUUUCGCCAUGGAUAUGACCAAGUGUCUCUCAUGAGGCCACAGCCUGGAGAACAGGUCAGAUGCAUCAACUUCACAAGGGUGAAACAAGAGGUAGAACAUCCUCCUCCACCUCCCCCACUCUACCGACCUUUGAUCCAGCCCACUACAGGCCCCCCACAGACACGCCUGCCAUCACGAGAACCCUCCAUGAACCGGCGACCCUCUGGACCCCCUCCAGCACGAAUAGCACACAGACCCCCUCCCUUACGACCCCCGCCUUGCCCCAAGCACCGGCAGUCAGAACAAGGAACCCCACGACAAGGUGCACAUGUGUCCAAAAAAGUCUCCUUUAAAGAGACCAACUAUAAUAUGUACUGAAGGUUGGGCUUCAGUCUUAACAAGAGAUAAGAUUUGUGGCUGGACAGCAAGAAAAAUAAUGCAAAGAUAACUACUGAGUAUAAGAAUAAGGUUAAUAUAAGUUUACUGAAAGGAGCCUUAACAUAAAUGUUAAUUCAUUCAAAUCUGAUCACUUGGCUCCCUAUGACUGUUUUUUACUGGUUCUCAUUUCACAUAAUCACAAUUUUCUGCAUUAUGGUGGCCUUAUUGCCUGCAGACACAUUUAUUUUAAAAGUGAUCAUGAAGUUUGUCAUGAACUACCACUUUUGUUUAAGGGAAACAUGUAAAUAAA